UUAAUGGAAUCUUAGUAACUUAUUCAGUUAUUAAGAUGGGUUAAUGAUCUGAAAACCAGUGACCAGUGUCAGGCUGUGUUAGGAAGGGACAGGAAGUGGUCAUGAGUAAAUGGGGAGCGUUCCAAGAAAGCAGAAGGAAUGGAAAGUGAAGAUGACAGGAUGCGACUCAGAGAAUGGGCAAUCUAGUAUUGUCAAGGGAGGCACGCCUCCAGGGCAGAAGGUAUAUAAGGGAAAAAAGAGUAAAAGGAAAUCACUUGUCCAGAUUCCUAACACAGCGACAGUAUCAGGGAUCAGAGAUUCCAGCAGCAGACCUGAGUUAGACAGUUUCCAACUGAGAAUGGCUUCAGGAACAAGAAGUGGCAGAGCUCUGCAGCGUCUGGAAGCAUACAAUAACUCACCAACAAGGACGACUGAGGACAAGAACAAAAACAAGGGCAAGAACAAGGACAAGAGAAAGAACAGGAACAAGGACAACCAACAGGAGGACGAGACUGUAAUGGGUGAACUACGGCGCCUGAGAGAAGAGGUGGCUAAAUAUAAGGCUGCAGAGGAACAAAGGCAACAGGUGGACAACCAACACCAUGGUGGCACCCAGCAACAGGUGGGCAGCCAACAACUCCAGGUGGAAGACCAGCGCCAGGGGGACAUCGAGCUGCAACGCCAAAGAGAGAACCAGAGCCAGGGAGUGACCCAGGAACAACAACAAGGCACGGGGGACAACGACCCCCGACAACGCCAGCUACCAGCAGCAGUCCAGGGCCAACUGGGGGCAGCAGCACUUAUGGCACAAGGUGUAGUCAAACAUUUCUCUGGGGUAGGGGUAGCACAGAACACGGGCACAAGCAGCAUUCUCCCUACAGUAUCUGGGGACAUGAAAAAGAAGAUUUGGGCCCACCAGUACAUCCCACUAGAAACCCUGUUGAAGUCUGAUGAUCUGGAACCAGAAGGGGGCAGAAUGUUGCUUGUGUUCGACCCUACCAACCCUAAUAACCCGAUGUCACUGAGUAAGAAAAAGCCCCCCAAAAUUGCUAGCUGGCAGAAGUGGGUCGAAGCGUACCAGGUACUAAUGUUGACCAUGCUAGAGAAUGAGCCAGGUAGAGCUAGAGAGUUAGUUGGCUACCAAUGCCUGAUCAUGGAGGCAGCAGCGAAGUUCCCCCUUCAAACAUGGCUAAAGUAUGAUGAAAAAUUCCGUAAAUCAGUUUCAGAGGACCCCACGAAAAGGUGGGAUCAAAUUGAUGUCCAACUAUGGGUGGUAUGCUUUACACUGGCACCCAGAGCCAUGUGCACUAUUUGUCAUUCACCCAGCCAUUGGGCAAAAGAAUGCCCUGCAAAGGCUGUGACCUCUAAACCAGGGUCCAGCUCAGUCAGGCCAAAACCAGGCCAGGCAAACCCCGGCUUCUGUUACGGAUUCAAUUCUCCAUGGGGGUGCAAUAGGGUUCCAUGUGGAUUUAAACAUGUAUGUAGUCGAUGUGAGAAUAACACCCAUGGCAAGCACAACUGUCCAGGGGUCAACCCCAGGGUCACCAGCAAAACUGGCACUCAAUACAACUAAUUCCUGUUACACUUGCAGGUCUCUCCGUCAAAACCUGUUCAACGAAAUCCGUGCUGUAUAAUUAUGACCCUGGGCUAGUGACACCCAUUAGAAUCCAUGUACUAGAAAAAGAGUUAUUGAUGCAUCCCAAUAGACAGUUAGUCUCUUAUGUUACAAAAGGCUUUAAAGAAGGGUUCACAACAGGAUACAAGGGGCCGAGAGCCCCCAGAACGUCAAACAACCUCGUGUCAUGUAAGAAAAAUCCGGAAAGCAUAGAGGAAAACAUUCGAAAAGAGCUGCAACAAGGAAGAUUGGUAGGACCUUUUGCACAGCCACCGUUUCCGAACUUUCAAUACCACCCAAUUGGAGUGGUCCCUAAAAAACAUAGCAGUAAUUGGAGGACUAUUUACCAUCUAUCUCAUCCAGAGGGGGACAGCAUCAAUGACUCAAUUUCAAAAACUGAUUUCUCAGUGAAAUAUGUUACUAUAGAUGAUGCAAUUGCCAUGUUGAAACGUCUGGGCAAGGGAGCCUUCAUGGCCAAGACGGACAUAAAGUCUGCAUACAGGGUGAUCCCUCUACAUAAAAGUGAACAUGAGCUCUUUGGUAUCUGUUGGAAAAAUGAAUAUUUUUAUGAUAAAUGCCUAUGUUUUGGUCUGCGGUCCGCCCCAUUCAUAUUUAGCACCUUUUCGGACUUGUUAGAAUGGAUCCUAAAGAACAACUAUCACAUAGGUGAGAUUAUCCACAUAUUGGACGACUUUCUGCUAGCAACAGUAGGGCCAAAUGAUCAACAAUGUAGGCAAAAUCUACAAACGCUCCUGCAAGUAUUUCAUAACUUGGGGGUCCCCAUAGCAGAGGAAAAAACAGAGGGACCGGCAAAAGUUAUGGUAUUCAUGGGGAUUGAAUUAGACUCAGUAGCACAAGAAGCAAGACUGCCAUCAGACAAACUUCAACGCCUGAAGAGUAGCUUUGCAGAAUGGGGGUCCCGAACUAGAUGUACCCUUAAGGAACUGCAGAAG
Branchiostoma floridae (Florida lancelet) is the source of this 2547-nucleotide messenger RNA. RefSeq lists its product as uncharacterized. Bases 110 to 1552 code for a protein of 480 amino acids. The transcript has a single exon. Lineage: Eukaryota; Metazoa; Chordata; Leptocardii; Amphioxiformes; Branchiostomatidae. The record is from RefSeq and is a predicted model, not a curated record. Gene Ontology annotation, molecular function: zinc ion binding; nucleic acid binding.